AUGGUUAUGCGCGCGAUCGCCGUCGCGCUCUGCGCCGCGGGCGCCAGCGGCUUCAUCAGCGUGCCCUCGAGCACCGCGCUUCGUCGGCCCUCCGUCUCAUUGCACGCGCUCCAGAAGAAGACCGUCGAGUCGUUCGCGAUCCCGGCUGAGGAGAGCGUGACGCCGCCGACGAAGGUCAAGGGCGAGGCGCUCUUCGGCGGAAGCAAGAAGGGCAAGGCCGCCGCGAAGGCCGCCGCGCCCGCGCCCGCGCCGGAGCCGGCGGCCAAGCCGGUCAAGGCGAAGAAGCCGAAGAAGCUCUCGAAGAAGGAGCAGGCGGCGGCCGACGCCAAGGCCAUGGAGGAGGCCAAGGCCGCGGCGGCGGAGGAGGCGGCCAAGGCCGCGGCGAAGACGAAGGGCAAGGCGCCCAAGGCGCCCAAGGAGCCCAAGGCGCCCAAGGCCGAGAAGGCGCCGCCGCCGCCCAAGGCCGAGAAGGCGCCGCCCGCGCCCAAACCCGCGAAGAAGGGCAAGGCCGCCGUCGCGCCGCCGCCGCCGCCGCCGCCGGCGCCCGUCGCGGCCAAGGCCGCGGCCAAGGCCGCGCCCGCGGCGAGCUCGGGCCCGCCGAACGUCGCCGCGAUCGCCGUCGGCGCGGCGCCCUUCGCGGCGCUGCCCGUCUUCGGCCUCGUGGGCCUGCGGUCGACCCUCGAGAAGUCGAAGAAGGUCCGCGAGGUCCGCGAGCAGGAGAUCGCGGCGGCGAAGCGCAAGGCGGACAGGGGCGGCCUCGGGCAGCUCAACCCCUUCGAGACCAAGGCCCUGCUCGGCUCCGGCGGCGGCCUCGUCGCGUCCGUCGCCGCCCUCUUCCUCUCGCAGCCCGGCCCCGCGCCCGCGCCGCCGGCCAAGGGCGGCAAGCCCGCGGCCGCCGCCAAGGCGCCCGCGCCCAAGGGCCCGGGCUUCUCCCUGCCGUCCCUGCCCGCCGCGGCGCCCAAGAAGGACGCGCCGCCCAAGGCGCCCAAGGUCAAGGGCACGGCGCUCCUCGGCGGCAAGAAGGCCGCGCCCGUCGACGCCGCGGAGGCCAAAAAGGCCAAGGACGCGAAGAACGCCGCGGCCAAGGAGGCCGCCGCCGCCAAGGCCGCCGCCGCGAAGCAGAAGGCCGCCGACGCCGCGGCGGCGAAGAAGAGCGCCGCGUCCGCCGACGCCAAGGCCGCCAAGGCCGCCGCGGACAAGGAGGCCGCCGCGGCCAAGGCCGCCGCCCGGGCCGCCGCGGACAAGGAGAAGGCGGCGAACGCCGAGUUCAAGAAGGAGCAGGCGGCGAAGCAGGCGGCCGAGAAGGUCGAGAAGGCCAAGGCCGACGCCGCCGCCAAGGCCGACGCCGCCAAGGCCAAGGCCGAGGCCGCCAAGGCCGACGCCGCGACCAAGGCCAAGGCGUCGUCCGAGUCCAAGGCCGACGCCGCGGCCGCGAAGAAGGCGCAGGACGCGGCCAAGGCCGCCGAGGUCGCCGAGGCCAAGGCGACGAAGGAGGCCGCGGCCAAGGCCCAGGCCGCGGAGAAGGCGUCGGCCGACAAGCUCAAGAAGGAGCAGGCCGACGCCGCGGCCGCGAAGAAGGCCGCCGAGGCCAAGGAGGCCGCGGCGGCCAAGGCCGACGCCGCCAAGGCCAAGGCCGAGGCGGCCAAGGAGGCCGCGGCGGCCAAGGCCGCCGCCAAGCCCGCGCCGGCGCCCAAGCCCGCGCCGGCGCCCGCGCCCGCGCCCGCGCCCGCGCCCGCGCCGGCCCCCGCCCCCGCGCCGGCCCCGGAGCCGGCUCCCGCGCCCGCGCCGGCCCCGGAGCCCGCCGCCGCGCCCGCGCCGUCGGGCGCGGGCGAGAAGGACGCCGCGCUCGCCGCGCUCUCGAAGCGGAAAGCGAAGUGA
Molecule: messenger RNA, 1878 nt
Organism: Aureococcus anophagefferens
Lineage: Eukaryota; Pelagophyceae; Pelagomonadales; Pelagomonadaceae
Exons: 2
Coding region: 1-1878 (625 amino acids)
Source: RefSeq, a predicted model, not a curated record